AUGGCGGCUGGCUUGGGGGUAGGGGGGCUGAAGAAGGAAAGGGGGCCUGCGGAGGGGGGGAGGGGGCUGCGGAAACGACCUUUCCAGCAGGAUGAUACCAGCUUUGGGAAUGAUGGCAGCAAGGCCAGGAAAACCCAGAAAGUGGACGAUUCGGGUGGGAUGUCAUACGACGCACACAGCGACAAGGCCAAGGAGAGCAUCCGGGCCAAAUGCGCGCAGUACCUGGACCGGGCUGAAAAGCUGAAGGACUACCUGCGGAACAAGGAGAAGCAGAGCAAAAAGCCUGUGAAGGAAGCCCAGAAUGACAGCAAGGGGAGCGACAGUGACAACGAGGGAAAGAAGCGGCAAGAGCAGCUGAUGGGGGCCGUGGUGAUGGAGAAGCCCAACGUGCGGUGGGGUGACGUGGCUGGCCUGGAGGGGGCCAAGGAGGCCCUGAAAGAAGCUGUCAUUCUGCCCAUCAAGUUUCCACACCUGUUCACAGGCAAGCGCACCCCGUGGCGAGGGAUCCUCCUUUUCGGCCCUCCUGGCACGGGGAAGUCCUACUUGGCCAAGGCCGUAGCGACCGAGGCCGGCAACUCCACCUUCUUCUCCAUCUCCUCCUCCGACCUGGUGUCCAAGUGGCUGGGGGAGAGCGAAAAGCUGGUGAAGAACCUGUUUGAGCUGGCCCGGCAGCAUAAGCCCUCCAUCAUCUUCAUAGACGAGGUGGACUCCUUGUGUGGCUCUCGCAAUGAGAACGAAAGCGAAGCCGCCCGCAGGAUCAAGACGGAAUUUCUAGUGCAGAUGCAGGGGGUUGGGAAUAACAACGAUGGCGUCUUGGUCUUGGGGGCAACCAACAUUCCCUGGGUCCUGGAUGCUGCCAUUCGGAGGAGAUUUGAGAAGCGCAUUUACAUCCCACUGCCUGAGGAGCCGGCCCGGGCCCACAUGUUCAAGCUCCACCUGGGGAACACCCCCCACAGCCUUACGGAAGCCAACAUCCACGAACUGGCCCGCAAGACAGACGGCUACUCAGGGGCCGACAUCAGUAUCAUCGUGCGCGACGCCCUCAUGCAGCCGGUCCGUAAGGUGCAGUCAGCUACGCACUUCAAGAAGGUUUGUGGGCCUUCCCGCACGACUCCCGGUGGGAUUGUCGAAGACCUGCUGACGCCGUGUUCCCCUGGAGACCCUGGUGCUAUUGAAAUGACGUGGAUGGAGGUGCCUGGCGACAAACUUAUGGAGCCCGUUGUGUGCAUGUCGGACAUGCUGCGUUCUCUGGCCACGACCCGUCCUACUGUCAAUGCAGAGGAUCUCCUGAAGGUGAAGAAAUUCACAGAAGACUUUGGCCAGGAGGGCUGAAGCUUUUUGCAGGGGCAACACCGGAGGGGGGGGGUUUUGGCCCAGCCCCGUGCAUCGGAAGCCUUUUCUGCCGACGGCGGGCAGUGCCAAGCAGAGGGGAGCACCCGGCUUCGUACUGCUCCUGUCUGCACUUUGGGCCCGUUCGGCUGUGGAGCGAAGGGGGGGGCGGCGACAUGCAGAGAACUAGACCUGGCCCUGCCUGACCCUUCCCUCUGGGCCCCCCGGGUUUCUCUUUUGCUCAAUCACUCUUUAAUUUAUGCUGUUUGGUUCUGUUUAUAUAAGUAAAAACACUUCCAAAGCUCUGCUGUGCCCCCCCUCCUUUCCCCAAGGCCCUCUCAGAGCCGGUACUUUCAACACGCCUCCCCAAGAAGAGGACUGGAUGGGGGGGGGGCAGGCUGUGCUCUGGAGGCUGCUGCUCACUCCUGGCAAGCAGCAAUGCUGUGCCAUGUGGUUUGCACUGGACUCGGCCCCUCUGCCCGUGAGACCCUUGCCUACCAGCUUCCUCCUGUGGCUUAGGCAGCUGGGGCAGGUGCUGAUGCGCUGCAGGGCGCUCAGGAAAAUGCUGCAUGGGAAGCUCUGCCGGCUCUUCCCAGGCAAGUGGCCAAGCUGGGUCUGCAGUGCGAGAUGCAGCGUCCGGAGGAGUCCUCUUUGGCCGGUCCCAAUGGCAGAUCUGGGGGAAUCCCGACCCUCUUUGUGGCUUCUGCCCCUUCUCAUGCCUGGAGCUUCUGCGAGCCAAGGAACGGGGGGGCCUUUGUUCCCCCCCCCCUUGUCCUCUUCUGCUCCCCACCGUGGCCUUUUGCCAUACCUGGCUGGCGAGAGAGGCAUUACCCUGGCAAUACUCUGUUGGUUUUCCAAGAGGCGAACGGUGGCCUUGUCCUGUAGUUGCCCAGCCUCUCUCCGUCAGGGACUGGGCUGCAGUCUGAGUUCUUCUGGGGAAGACUGAGGUGCUUUGGAGGGGGUGAGGGUGGGGGGAAGCUGAGGGGAGCCCCUGCUGACAGGUGGUGGGAACCACGGGCUGUUCCAGGGGUGCAGGCCCCUUUCCCUUUCUUGCCCUCUGUACAUAAUUUUAGUUGAUUCUUUUGUGGGUAAAGGGACAGUGUGGGGGGACAAUAAAAACAUUGAAAAC
Molecule: messenger RNA, 2458 nt
Organism: Gekko japonicus
Lineage: Eukaryota; Metazoa; Chordata; Lepidosauria; Squamata; Gekkonidae
Gene: VPS4A
Product: vacuolar protein sorting 4 homolog A (S. cerevisiae)
Exons: 10
Coding region: 1-1332 (443 amino acids)
Biological process (GO): vacuole organization; endosomal transport
Molecular function (GO): ATP binding; ATP hydrolysis activity
Source: RefSeq, a predicted model, not a curated record